Molecule: messenger RNA, 816 nt
Organism: Magnusiomyces paraingens
Lineage: Eukaryota; Fungi; Ascomycota; Dipodascomycetes; Dipodascales; Dipodascaceae
Exons: 1
Coding region: 1-816 (271 amino acids)
Biological process (GO): 'de novo' UMP biosynthetic process; 'de novo' pyrimidine nucleobase biosynthetic process
Cellular component (GO): cytosol
Molecular function (GO): orotidine-5'-phosphate decarboxylase activity
Source: RefSeq, a predicted model, not a curated record
AUGUCCAACAUCACUAAGACUUAUGAAGAAAGAGCAGCAGUUCACAAAAGCCAUACUGCUAAGAGACUUCUCACCUUGAUGGCAGAGAAGAAAACUAAUCUCUGUGCUUCUUUGGAUGUCACUACUACUGCUGAACUUUUGCGACUAGCUGAUAUUCUUGGACCUUAUAUUUCUUUAGUCAAAACACAUAUUGAUAUUGUUUCUGAUUUUUCAUAUGAAGGAACAAUUGUUCCUCUUGUCGAACUUUCUAAGAAGCACAAUUUUUUGAUUUUUGAGGAUAGAAAGUUUGCUGAUAUUGGCUCUACUGUUAAGGCCCAAUAUAGCUCAGGUGUUUACAAGAUUGUUCAAUGGGCUGAUAUUACUAAUGCCCACUCCGUUCCCGGUGAAGGAAUCAUUAGUGGUUUAAGAGAAGCUGCUCAUGAAUAUAUUGAAGCCAAUGGCAAUAAAACUGACCGAGGCUUGAUUAUGCUUGCCGAGCUUUCAUCUAAGGGCUCUUUGGCAGUUGGAGAAUAUACUGCACAGACAGUUGCCAUGGCUCGCCGAAACCUCGAUUUUGUUUUUGGCUUUAUUGCUCAAAACCGAAUGGAAGAAGGUGAAGGAGAAGAUUUGUUAAUUUUGACUCCUGGUGUUGGGUUGGACGACAAGGGUGACGGCCUUGGACAACAGUACCGUACUGUUGAUACUGUAAUUAAGGGCGGCUCAGAUGUCAUUAUUGUCGGUCGUGGUCUUUUUGGAAAGGGUAGAGACCCUCAAGCUGAAGGCAAGAGAUACAGAGAUGCUGGUUGGGCCGCCUAUGAGGCCCGUGUUUUUAAAUAG